Cyanistes caeruleus (blue tit) is the source of this 2847-nucleotide messenger RNA. The record is from RefSeq and is a predicted model, not a curated record. NCBI's taxonomy places the organism in Eukaryota, Metazoa, Chordata, Aves, Passeriformes, Paridae.
UAUUUUUUAAACUGAGUGGUCACAGUUUCCUCACAACUCCUGGCCUUCAUGCUGUUCUUUGUAGGACAAUUUUGUAUUUGUAUUCUGUGAAAUCAUUUCCGACAUGAUAAUGUUAGAAAAAAACAGCAAGCAUAUAGGGCUAUCCUAAAGGCACAAUGGAGUGGGGGAAGCUUCUUUAAAAAAAACCAUCACUUCAUAGACCUUGGAAUUCUGUUCAGUGGUAACUAGUCCCUGUUUACAGUGUGGAUGUGGUGACUGGCAAUGGCAAGACGAGUUUAUCAGUAUGUGCACACAGCACAGGUGGGGCUGAGGUGCCUGCCAGGUAUCCGUGCAGGAAUUAGUGUGUUGAUGGAGUACAGGGUGCUGGGCGUGUUCCUGCUGGAGUGGAUGAAGUAGAGGCCUUAGGAUCAGAGCUUAACCCAGAGCUGACCUGUAAAUGCAUCAUGCAGUGAAUGAAGGCAAAGGAACUUUGGGAAGCUGGAGGCUGGAUUUAGCCAGGCAAACAGGACCAAGGAAACCCUGGCUUACUGCAGUGGCUGUGCUGCUAUUGUAUGAAUGGCUCAUACAAUAUGUAUGUAUAAAACAUUGUAUGGACAUUGUAAAGCAUUCUUUCUAAAGUAUGCUUCUAAAGUAUCCCAGCCUAAUGUACAAGCAUAACUAACUUGCCACAAGAAUUUAAUGCUUCUGGUAAACCUCAGUGUGGACAGGAUUUAAUCCACACUGACCACUGGAGAUGAAAAGGGGGACUGUGUUUGUGAAGAAAUGCUCCCUCUGGAACUCCUGAUGAAGUAGAAGGGUACUGGUGUAAGGGAAGGAACAGCCAUUGUGCAGGGCAGAUCUGCCUGGCUGCAUUUAAACUUUCAUGUACAGAUCAAAAAGUCGAGAGGUUAAAGACUGAAUCUUGCAUUGUUUUUUGAACACUUGCUUUCACAGCUCUUGAACAUAUUUGUAGUUUGUGCCCCACCUAACUUCCUUCAGCUGUUCUCCCUGAUGCAGAGUACUUCCCUUUCCUGUGUGACUUUUCCUCUCCUAAUUCUGUUUCCACAGCAAUCAGGACUUUAUGAAUAUAAAAUCUUUGGUGGUCUUGCUGAUGUUCCCCCAAAAUUGUGUGCAGAUGUCUACAUGGACUUGAAUUUCAGAAAAGAGUGGGAUCAAUAUGUUAAAGAACUGUAUGAGGAAACAUAUGAUGGUGAAAAAGUAAUCUACUGGGAAGUGAAGUACCCUUUUCCUCUCUCAAACAGAGAUUAUGUCUAUAUUCGGGAAUGCCAGGAGAUGGAUGUGGAUGGGAGGAAGAUCUGGGUUGUGUUAGCAAAAAGUGUGGCUGUUCCUCAGUGCCCUGAAAAGCCCGGUAUUAUCAGAGUUAAAAGCUAUAAACAAAGCCUGGCAAUUGAAAGUGAUGGCAAGGCUGGAUGUAAAGUCUAUAUGUACUAUUUUGAUAAUCCUGGUGGCAUGAUUCCAUCCUGGCUGGUCAACUGGGCUUCCAAGAGUGGUGUGCCUGCUUUCUUGAAGGAUAUACGAAAAGCUUGCCUUAAUUACUCUAAGAGUAAUAAGAGCACAUAGGUGUUGAAAUUGAUUUAAAUUGUUUAAUUCCUAGAUCUCUGCUCUUACAGGAGCAGCUGUUAUAUAGUACACUGGAUAAAAUCUACCUCUAAUAUUGGAAAUAAUUUUAUUUUAGUUGAGUUAUGCCUUGAGUUUUAUUAGAUUUUUUUUUCCAUCUCCAACUGAAGAGCUGGCCACUCACAAGGUAACAACAACAUCAGCUGCAGCUUUUAAAAGUACUCAAGUUUAGCCUUGUUCCCCAUGCUUUGCUUAUGCUGUUUGUCAGGUGUCAGCUAGAGGAGUUCUUUGAUGGAUAUGUUACAUCCUUGCACAAGAGGCAACAAUCUUACUAGAAAAAUGUCUAAACUUGGACUGCAAAUUGUCUGCAUGUGUUGUGCCUGGAUCUGUCUUUGUUACCUUGCAGGGUGGCUUCCUCCUGAAACUCAGUAAUGGAACUUGCAUUGCAUAGGAGGAAAUGCUUUUGCUACCCAAGUUUGCCAUUCUUAAACUCUCUGCCUGAUAUAAGCCUAAAAAUGAUGAGGGAUGAGAAAAAUUACUAGAAAUGUGCAGUGGGAACUGGAAGUCUGUGAUGCUAAGAUCUCUUAAAUCUAGAUAUAAAAAGAUCAAGACUGAAGCCUUGCAUUCACAGCUCCAUACUUCUGUAUGAAAAGUAAAAACCCUUAGCUGUGUCCAGCUGAAAGAAAAAGGAGGAGGUUACUUCUUUCAUGUCUGAUUUAAGGGGAACAAGUUUUAUCUUCAGAGUCAGUAGCCUUACCUAUAAAGCAGCUUGGAUAGCAACUUGAAACUAGAGGUAAUUUGAAAUUGGGUUCCUGCCACUGAAUGUGGAUGAGUUUGAUGUGGAACUUGGGCUUGAUUGCAUUUUUAAAUUUCAUGCUGAUAUAAAGAAUGGAUGGUGAUGCACUAAAAGCUUAACUUAGCAGGAAAUUAAAUUUCCAGCACCUUUUUUUUUGGGGGGGAAAGGGGGUGGCGGGGCAGGGAGUACAUAAAAGAAUGAGAGGACAUCAUUCUCAGGGAUUUAAAAUACUCUACAUUGUUCCUAAAUCUAAUCUAAAUCUAAUGUUUCUGAAUAAAUCUGGUAAUGGAUUAUCUUUGUCUUGUUAAAAAGUAAACAAUUGGAAUUAUUGCUUUUAUACCUUGUGUGAAUAUUUGCUUCCAAUAAAUCAUUAUUUUGUCCAUGUAGUGUUCUUGUUAAAAUUGGUUUUGCUGGUUUUUUUCAUACCACUGUUGUUUACAACUGGAGACUUUGAAGUCCUGAUCAAUAAGGUAAAAAAAACUGAUGUUAAAGCA